GGGGCGCUCUAUGAAUUGCACGUUCAUCUGAAGCCGGUCCGCUAUUGAAUGCAGAACAGCAUAUUCGACGCACAAAACGUGUGCGUGGAUUUGCUCACUGGAUGUCCCGUUAUUGUAGUGCGCCCUCUAUCGCUGCAUCAGCGCUAACCCCUCCACACAACAUCGUGACGACGAAUUGCGUGCCGUCGAACGCAUAUUACCGCAGAACUGCGGACACGUCGCGCGCCAAAUGCACAGCAUGCUUGAGAUUUUGCACGACGAGCCCACAUGCUCCUCAGACAGCCAUCAUGAACACCAGGACAACUCAAACUCAUGGACCAAGAACUAGGUCUACCUCAAGAACUGCAGGUACAAAAAGAAGGGAUUUUGAAAAAUAUCUGGGGAGGGAUCAAGAUCAGGAGGGAUUUGAGGCAAAAUUCAUCAGCGAAGAAAUCGGAUUUGGGGUGUUUACUACCAGGAGUUUUGACAAAGGGGACUUUCUCUUGGAAUACAAAGGGGAGGUAAUGUCAGAAAAAGAAGCCAGCAGCAGACACUAUACCUCACGGCAUAGCUACCAGUACUUUUUUCGCUGGAAUGGAAAAUCAAUGUGUAUUGAUGCAACUACAAACUCCAGUCUUGCCCGUCUUGUUAAUGAUGCUCAGCAACGUCACAAGGCAUGCAAUGUAAAAAUUACAAAAAUAGACGUUGGUCCAACAGUUCACCUUUGCUUGUUUGCCCUGAGAGACAUAAAACAGGGAGAGGAAUUAAGGUACGAUUAUCAAGUGAAGGGACUUUGGUGGAGAACAGCCUCACAACAGAAGCAACCAAGUGUGUCUCAAGCCACCACCAAAGAACAAGCUAAGGUCAGUUGUUCCACUGAAAUCAGUGGAGGUCAGCCAGCCAUUUGGACUGCAGACAGUGAAGCUGCAAGUUGUAGUCAACCAGUCAGUGAAGUUGCAUCAAGUCGUGAUCAACCAGUCAGUGAAGUUGCAUCAAGUCGUGAUGAACCAGUCAGUGAAGUUGUAUCAAGUCGUGAUCAACCAGUCAGUGAAGUUGCAGCAAGUUCUGAUCAACCAGUCAGUGAAGUUGCAUCAAGUCGUGAUCAACCAGUCAAUGAAGUUGCAGCAAGUUGUGAACCAGUCAGUGAAGUUGCAGCAAGUUGUGAUGAACCAGUCACUGAUAAAGUUGCAGCAAGUUGUGAUGAACCAGUCAGUGAAGUUGCAGCAAGUCGUGAUCAACCAGUCAGUAAAGUUGCAGCAAGUUGUAAUGAACCAGUCAGUGAAGUUGCAGCAAGUCGUGAUCAACCAGUCAGUGAAGUUGCAGCAAGUUGUGAACCAGUCAGUGAAGUUGCAUCAAGUCGUGAUCAACCAGUCAGUGAAGUUGCAUCAAGUCGUGAUCAACCAGUCAGUGAAGUUGCAGCAAGUUGUGAACCAGUCAGUGAAGUUGCAGCAAGUUGUGAUGAACCAGUCACUGAUAAAGUUGCAGCAAGUUGUGAACCAGUCAGUGCAGUUGCAGCAAGUUGUGAUGAACCAGUCAGUGAAGUUGCAGAGAGUGUUGGCCAAUAA
This is a messenger RNA of Patiria miniata (bat star), 1544 nucleotides long. RefSeq lists its product as uncharacterized. Bases 102 to 1544 code for a protein of 480 amino acids. The record is from RefSeq and is a predicted model, not a curated record. Gene Ontology annotation, molecular function: protein binding. The transcript has 6 exons. Lineage: Eukaryota; Metazoa; Echinodermata; Asteroidea; Valvatida; Asterinidae.